ACAGGAAGAAGCGAGGUGGGGAAAUUAUCAUUUAGUUAGCCUGGUGCUAACUGCUUCAAGCUGUAAAGUGAGAUGUUAUGAAAGCAGCUUUUAAAGUCAGGUUGCGUUUUUUGUUUUUAAACGAUGCGGCUAUGACCCUGUGACACCAAGAAUGGACAUAAUUUAACAAUGACGGGGGAGAAAAAGAAGAAAAAGCGGCUGAACCGCAGCAUUCUUCUUGCAAAGAAAAUUAUAAUAAAAGAUGGAGGAAGUCCUCAGGGAAUCGGGGAGCCCAGUGUUUACCAUGCUGUGGUGGUCAUCUUCCUUGAGUUUUUUGCAUGGGGUCUUCUUACCACUCCAAUGCUCACGGUAUUACGUCAAACAUUCCCCCAGCACACAUUCCUGAUGAAUGGACUCAUUCAUGGUGUCAAGGGCCUGCUAUCAUUUCUGAGUGCUCCGCUCAUUGGAGCUUUGUCUGACGUUUGGGGACGAAAGUCCUUCUUGCUGCUAACAGUCUUCUUUACAUGUGCACCCAUUCCACUAAUGAAGAUCAGCCCGUGGUGGUACUUUGCAGUUAUCUCCAUGUCUGGUGUUUUUGCUGUCACCUUCUCUGUGAUCUUUGCUUAUGUGGCGGAUAUCACGCAGGAGCAUGAAAGGAGCACAGCUUAUGGUUUGGUGUCCGCUACAUUUGCUGCCAGCCUAGUUACCAGCCCAGCCAUCGGCUCCUACCUGACUAUAGCGUACAGUGACACGUUGGUGGUGAUCCUGGCCACAGCCAUUGCGCUCCUUGACAUCUGCUUCAUCCUGGUGGCCGUACCGGAGUCGUUGCCAGAGAAGAUGAGGCCAGCAUCAUGGGGUGCACCCAUCUCCUGGGAGCAAGCUGACCCGUUUGCUUCUCUGCGUAAAGUGGGCCAGGACUCAACAGUGCUGCUCAUCUGCAUCACAGUGUUUCUCUCCUACCUCCCCGAGGCCGGCCAGUACUCCAGCUUCUUCCUCUAUCUCAAACAGGUCAUACACUUCUCAUCGGAGACGGUGGCUGCCUUCAUAGCUGUUGUGGGGACUCUUUCAAUUCUAGCCCAGACUGUGGUUUUGGGAAUCUUGAUGCGUUCCAUUGGGAAUAAAAACACAAUCCUGCUCGGCCUUGGGUUCCAGAUCCUCCAGCUGGCUUGGUAUGGCUUCGGCUCUCAGCCCUGGAUGAUGUGGGCAGCAGGAGCUGUUGCAGCGAUGUCCAGCAUCACCUUCCCAGCCAUCAGCGCCAUUGUGUCCCGUAACGCAGAUCCCGACCAACAGGGUGUGGUCCAGGGGAUGAUUACUGGAAUUCGGGGCCUAUGUAAUGGUUUGGGCCCCGCGCUUUUUGGUUUUGUCUUCUACUUGUUCCAUGUGGAGCUGAAGGACACAGAUAUCACUGAGAAAGGUGCCAAAUCCAACAUGGCCAACCCCACAGAUGAAAGUGCCAUCAUCCCAGGUCCCCCGUUCCUGUUCGGAGCAUGUUCUGUGCUGCUGUCUCUGCUGGUGGCCCUUUUCAUCCCGGAGCACACGGGGCCCGGCAUGAGGCCCAGUGCCUACAAGAAGCACAGUAACGGAGCACAGAGUCACUCCCACAGUCCUCAAGGCAGCGGUGCAGAGGGCAAGGAGCCACUGCUGGAGGACAGCAGUGUAUAACCACAGCUCAAGGGGGGGGGGGGGAGGUUCCCUCACUUCACCGCAGCAGCAGCAUCACAUGCACAGUUCACGAGCCGGACUCCACCUCAGGCUCGAGUGUCAGAGGCGUCUGUGCUUUUUGGUCGUGAGGACUUCUGUAUGAAGAUAUGUGAGGCUGUGGUGGAGAUGUGGGUGUUCGGGAGGAACACAACUGAGCACCCCCCCCCCCAAACUGCAAAAUGGAACCAAUUUGAUUUGGUUUAGAGCACGAGCAGAGUAUAUAUCAGCUGUUACUAAAACCCAGUGUGACUGAAUUUUCGUAUUCCUCUGUGGCAUCUGUUGUUUUUGUUUUGGUCCCAUGAGGGUGUAACAGUCCGUCGAGCACUUGCCGAACAGUCCUUCACUUGGUAACUUCUGUUACCGCACUCUUCUUUGUGACCUUCAGCUCUGUUAGGCACAGCAGUUCUAUCGCUACGAGAGCCGUCGUGUUUGCAAACCACUUGGAGAGUCGCCUCCUGGAGUAGGACGGCUUAAAUUCAGACGUAGACAAGAUUUACAGACGAACUCCGGCCACACUUAGAAUUUUUUUUCCUCUGUACCCUCCUGAAUAUUGCCGUUCUCACAGACAUGCACAAGAGACCACUCUGUUACCCGAGACUUGUUUCUUUCCUGUUUACUUGCCAUUCUCUAGACUAGCAGUACAAUUUGGGGUGUGUAUUUGUCUCCAUUUAAACUAAAGGCUAGUUGUGCUUCACGUUUUUGUUGAAGAAGCCAAUGUUGCCUUGAAGUUACUUCACAAAAAAAAAAUUAUAGACAACAUUACGUAACCUGUAUGAAGACCAAGGUCUGAGAAGGCUCUGUAAUCUCUCGCUAUCGCUCCCAUCGGAGCUGUUAAAUUUUUUUUUUUAAUUCUCUUGGUUUUCAUGCCCUUCUUGUUCACUUGUUUCCUGAAAUCAUCAUCGGAGUUAUAAGUGAAGUUUACAGAACCAUGGUUUUAUUCCAGAGUUUGACUGUCAUCAGUAAACGGAAUAUCGCUAAUGCUGCUGUCAUGAAGCAUCAGAGUAGUGCAUCAAUUCUGCAUCAAUAAUUUGUCAAAAUUACAA
Messenger RNA from Thalassophryne amazonica, 2723 nucleotides. It is a transcript of the gene slc71a1-2, whose product is annotated as major facilitator superfamily domain containing 14A2. NCBI's taxonomy places the organism in Eukaryota, Metazoa, Chordata, Actinopteri, Batrachoidiformes, Batrachoididae. Gene Ontology annotation, molecular function: transmembrane transporter activity. The transcript is spliced from 12 exons. Gene Ontology annotation, biological process: transmembrane transport. Gene Ontology annotation, cellular component: membrane. The coding region runs from base 169 to 1641 and encodes 490 amino acids. The record is from RefSeq and is a predicted model, not a curated record.